Messenger RNA from Penicillium argentinense, 843 nucleotides. Its product is annotated as GNAT family N-acetyltransferase. The transcript has 3 exons. Bases 1 to 843 code for a protein of 280 amino acids. The record is from RefSeq and is a predicted model, not a curated record. NCBI's taxonomy places the organism in Eukaryota, Fungi, Ascomycota, Eurotiomycetes, Eurotiales, Aspergillaceae. Gene Ontology annotation, molecular function: acyltransferase activity, transferring groups other than amino-acyl groups.
AUGGCCAACACCUCCAGCGCGUCAAGCGAAAGCCAUCUCUCUAUCCUUAUGCGCUUUGCGCACGCGACAUUCUUUACUAAUACCCACCAUGGCCCGAACGCCGGUUCAUCUCUCUCAUGGGAAGCAAGGUGUGUUUCUGCCGCUAGUCGCUACAUUUAUCACGCCCUUAUUAACGGCGGAGCAGAAUACCUCGAGCGAGUUGCAGCCCUGAAUGGUCGUGUCUUCGACACUGAUCCAGUCGUCAAGUACAUGCUGCUCGAUAUGUCGUUUGAAGAGCGGCUCGCAUACCUCCCGACAUACUGGUCCACUCUGGUCAGGUCUGCGCUCAUGAACGAUGCGCUGAUUACAGAGGCCGACGGGUGGAAAGCUGCUUCGGUCAUUAUUCCACCGGGGAAGGCUAUUGAAAACGUAUGGACGCUGCUCUAUGCCGGCUUCCUUGGUGUCUUGUGGAAGAUUGGCUUUGCGGGUUUGAAGCGACUGUGGAUGGAAUUCUCUGGAAUGACUGACAACGCCAAGAUGAAGGGUCUUCAUGGUCAGAGGCGGUACUACUAUGUCUUCAGUAUCGGCACCGAGGGAGAAUAUCGCGGAAAAGGUCUUGCCAAAGAGAUCAUGCGCCAUCAUCAAAAUACUGCGCGCGACGAAAAUCUCCCGAUUUGGCUAGAAGCGACCAGCCCCGGCUCUCGUCAUUUGUACUUAUCGAUGGGAUUUCAAGAGGUCGAGGAGAUCGUUCUCGGAAAGGGGAAGGUUGGUGCGGAUGCCAACACCAAGCCUGGUGGCUCUGGCGUCCCACUUUGGGCUAUGGUGUGGUGGCCAGAAUCCUCUGAAUUUGCGACUCAAUCAUGA